Messenger RNA from Pecten maximus, 610 nucleotides. RefSeq names its product low-density lipoprotein receptor-related protein 6-like. The coding region runs from base 23 to 610 and encodes 195 amino acids. The transcript is spliced from 3 exons. The record is from RefSeq and is a predicted model, not a curated record. NCBI's taxonomy places the organism in Eukaryota, Metazoa, Mollusca, Bivalvia, Pectinida, Pectinidae.
UCUGUACUAAGUCUUAUGAAAUAUGGCGUUAGUUAUGGGUCGUCAAGCUGCUGUGUUCCUUAUUUGGAUACUUUCAGUCUGGAACAGGUUACCAUUUUCUGUUGGUGAAGACUCGGCAAUCCUCGUUUCUGUUGACAAAGAUACCUUUAAUUACGGUGGAAUAUAUUUCUACAUGGGAGAUGGUAGCAGCGUCACGAAAACGUCACCAUAUAAUUUCACCAGAGUUAGAUUGACUGAUAUUGAAAUCAACAGUAUGGACGCUAAUGUAGCUGAUGGAUCUAUCUACAUUUUUGAUUUCACUUCUCGGUGUAUAUAUGGUUUUCGUUCUGGAAUUAUUGCAAAUAUUCAUUGUGGGAUUUCAAGCUCAGUAUUCACCUCGAUAGCAUAUGAUUGGGUCAGUGAAAACAUAUACUGGACAGACGGCUUCUUUAACUGGAUCGCGGUUCAGCCUGUUGAUACUACGGACCGGAGCAUGUACAGGGUCAUAAUCCAGGACGAUAUAGAAAAGCCGAGAGCUUUGGCGAUGGAUUCUAAAGCAGGAUAUAUAUUUUGGUUUGAUAUACCAACAUCUGGUUACCGCAUAGAACGAGCGUUAAUGGAUGGAACAUGA